AUGCCCCACCUCCGAGCUCACGAAGUCAAGCAGCUCUUACACAACAAAUAUGUUGUCGUCCUGGGGGACUCCAUCCAGCGCGCCGUGUACAAGGACCUGGUGCUCCUGCUCCAGAAGGACUGUCUGCUGUCUUCCAGUCAGCUGAAGAGCAAGGGUGAGCUGAGCUUCGAGCACGACGUGCUGCUGGAGGGCGGCAGGUGGGGACGCAUGCACAAUGGNNNUCACUACCGCGAGGUGCGCCAGUUCUGCUCGGGCCGCCACUUGGUACGCUUCUACUUCCUCACACGUGCCUACUCGCCCUACGUCGAGGACAUCCUGCAGCAGCUGCGCUGGGGUGAGUAUGCCCCCGAUUUGGUAAUCAUGAAUUCGUGCCUCUGGGACUUGUCCAGGUAUGGACGCAAUUUUCUCAGGAGCUACCGAGAUGACCUGGAGAGGCUGUUCCGACGCCUGGAUCAGGUGCUGCCAGCCUCCUGCCUCCUGGUGUGGAACACCACCAUGCCUGUGGCCGAAGUCGUAUCCGGGGGCUUUGUCCUGCCUGAUGCCCCGGCCUGCCCUUCACGCCUGCGCGAAGACGUGAUAGAGGCCAACUUCUACAGCUCAGCAGAGGCAGUGAGGCGUGGCUUCGACGUGCUGGAUCUCCACUUCCACUUCCGCCAUGCAGGGCAGCACCGGCUGAGUGAUGGCGUCCACUGGGAUGAGCGUGCGCACCGCUACCUCUCCCAGCUGCUGCUGGCACACGUGGCAGACGCCUGGGGCGUGGUCCUCCCAGCACACAACCCUGUGGGCAGGUGGAUCAGGGAUGUCCCCGCUGAGGGACAGCCAGACCGGGAAGAGAGAAGGCAGCCUCGAGACCACCACAGAUAUGAGCGGCGUGAACCCCCUGUGUCCAGGAGCUCUUACUCUCCCAGGUACCACCGCCACAGCCCUCAGAGAUCUUCCUCGAACCCUCGAAACUCACUGAGCCGCAGAGAAGACCCCAUGCCAUCCUCUCCAUCUUCCCAGCAUCACCCAUUACGCAGAGAUUCCCCGAGGCGCAGGCGUGGAUAUACCAGGGAAACCAACUCCACAGACCGUCAACAGAGGCCAGGCCCUAUCCGCAGAGUCUCUACCCACCACCAAAACAGACAGUCUCCCCCUUACCCUUCCCGACACCACAGUGAACCACAUAGAUCCCAUCGAAGGCACAGUCACCGACGGACCUAA
Molecule: messenger RNA, 1203 nt
Organism: Cricetulus griseus (Chinese hamster)
Lineage: Eukaryota; Metazoa; Chordata; Mammalia; Rodentia; Cricetidae
Source: RefSeq, a predicted model, not a curated record